Molecule: messenger RNA, 3543 nt
Organism: Bemisia tabaci
Lineage: Eukaryota; Metazoa; Arthropoda; Insecta; Hemiptera; Aleyrodidae
Source: RefSeq, a predicted model, not a curated record
CAGUGUGCACACCGAGCCUGCAAUCCUAGGAUUGUGAUACUUUACCAUCAGUGUGUUUUUCGAAAAAAACAGCAGCAUUAUUGCUGCUCCUUGGAAUGUUCAUGGCCUUUUCCGAAAAGUUGAAGACAAAAUGUAGGUGGGCAGGUCUCACAUCGUCCAUGGGUUAAAUUAAGAUCCUAGAUCAAGCAACAUGUUUAAUUUCAGAAUAGAUAACUAUUUGCGGCGCCUUCCGGUAGGUUUCUUGUCCAUCUGGAUGAAUUGAAGGCGAUAUUUAAGAGGACAUUUCUGAGUCGGUUAAUUCAAAGCAUAGAAAGAAAUGAAUGUUUAUUUUUCGUGCUAUCCGGUAGGUUUGAUGUCUAGUUGUAAAUGAUAAAUGGUUUGUGAGGAUACUUGAGUGAUGAAAAUGAUCAAUAGUGUUAGAGGACAGUGUUAUCAAGUUUCAGAAAAAAUCCCCACUUGAGACAUUAGAUCGUGUAACAUAGAUGUAAUUUCGAAUGCUUGGCAACACACUUCCUAUCAUGAUCAAAAAGAGAUUAAGUGGAGAUAAAGUACAAGGAAAUUUAAAACGUAAUAAACUGGAAACCGUGUGACCAUACCCUAAAUUUCAUCUUGGAGUUGAUCAUCAUAAGCUAGCCAGUUAAACAUUUUAAAGAGAGUAAUAUUAAUUUGAAUCAUCAUCCAUUAUCUCAGUGCUACAAACCUGAUUUGACAUUUAGUUUUGACAUUUGGUCUAUAUGCAUACCUGAGAUUCGUUGCCUUUCUUUUGACGUCAAACUUAAAUACAUUUUUUAACAUAAUUUUUACGUAACAGUUGUUGUUAAGUUCAUACAUUUUAAUAGAUCCAAAGAUUAAGGAGCAAAGUAAAAAUAAAGCAUUUGAAUUUCCGUUUGGAGUGUUAAGAUCCUUGUAGACCGCAAAGAUGUCACCGUGGAGUUUGUUAGGAAUGUGUUUAAAAGUGUUGUUGGUGGAGCAAAGUCUUGCAAUAGUAAAAUACCGGAAAGGCGCCAAAUUCAAAUACCGCCGGAAGGGUUCUACAAGCGAUAUUGAAAGUACGCCUACGACUGAAAACAUGGUUGAGAUCCAAAAGAAGUGGGAUGCCGUCCGUAUUCUGCCCAGGUCAGAGGACAUUGUGGAUUCCUACCUCAAGCAGCACAAAAUUGUCCCGCAUAUUAUUCCCAAAUCUCCCAAAUAUGCUAUAGAGGUUGUAUACUUCAACAGUAUAGUCGUGGAUUUCGGAAAUGAGCUAUGGCCGUACCAAGUUGAUGUCAUGCCUUAUCGAACCGUUUGGCCAACUGAACUUGGAGCGUACUACACCAUCUUAUUAAUAUCUCCCGAUAUUCCGAUAAGGGCUUUCCCGUACGAAGCGGAAUACUUGUACUGGAUGGUGGCAAAUGUUUUCGACUACUGUGCCACAUCAACAGGGGUCACAUAUGCGGAUUAUUUGACGCCUAGAAUUGUGGGUGAAGUCGGGAGCAACGAUACAGAUAAGCAUCGGUUCAUUUUUCUCGUGUACAAACAACCCAUGGGUAUUGUAUCAUAUCAAUUGCCUUAUAUGCCAUCAAACGGGUUUUAUGAAUAUCGUAAACACUUCAACACAACGGAACUCGCAGAAAAGUAUGGCUUAGGACUACCAGUGGCUGCAAACUUUUUCCAGAUGACCAGAGUUGAACCGAAUCAAUAUCAAUUCGAGCGGGGAAAACAAAUUUCACAUUAUGCGGCGUGGAAUCCGCGAUUGAGUGAUGAGCAUGAGCACUGAGUUUCAUCUUGAAUUUACUUUACUUUUGACUUCUAUGGGUCAUAUAUAGUAGGGCCCACGAACGAUAAUCCCUGAAAAAUCGGGCGAAUAAAUGCUUGGACCAUGUAAAUGACAACGCUGCGAGGUCGAGCACGCACAUCAACGAGACCGGGUAUUGUGAAUGCGGAAAGCUAUUAAAUGCGUACCGCUGCUAUUCUACCCCUAUCUUCAGGUCAAAAUUCUUAUAUCCUUUGGUAAAAUACCAAUUUCUUGUAAUUUUGCCCAAAUCUCCUGGUUCAUUACAUGGUUGAAUUGCUUAUAAAAUUCUGAGUUAAAUGAUAUAUAAUUGUAUUUCAAAUUUUAUAUUUCUUUAUUUUUCCUUCUUGUAACGAAGUCCUAUUUUUAUUUCUCUCAUCGUAUCUCGAACUGUAACUUCUCUACUUUUGGACCGAUUUUUAUAAACGAGGCCUCUUUUUACUCGUGUUUUAACGAAGAUUAAGGAAACACUCGCUAAAUACAUGUUAAACAAUUUUCAAAAAAUUUUGGUUCAUCCUAGUAGGACGGUGAAAUUGUUAAUUACCCGUGAGUAAUUAGGGUUCGAUUGUUGCUAGGCUCAGCAUUGUCGCCCGAGCUCGAGACUCGGGCCGGGUUGGGGUGUCGCUGCUGCCAGCGUUGGCAAGAAAUACCCGCGGCUCAGGGAUCAUCGUUCGUGGGCCCUACUAUAAUCUCGUACAUGCAGAUAAAAUGCAUCCCCUGAUAAGUGAUAACAUUCAUGCACUUGCCUCAAAAUUGAAAAUAAAAAGAGGAAAUGCACGUUGCAGUAUCCGUCAUCUGCGUAUUGUAAUGUUCCCAUUGUAAACGAUCCUGCAGAGCAUGAAUGAGUUUCAGCAAAUUAUCUCGAAGAACAGCAAAUUCUGACAUCCGCUCUUUUUAGAUAUGGCGCGAUUUUUAUUUUUAUAUUACUUGGAAAAUCGUGCUAAAAGUCUGAAACGUGGUCACAUUACACUUGAAGAACUAUGGGUCCUAACAAAAAAAAAGUUAUCCUUAAAAAUGGCGGAUGUCGACAUCCGCUAUUUAUACAAAUAAGGGAUUUCAUCUACACUCCUGUCUCACAUUUCACUCACUUUCUGAUUACGUAUGGCUGUGCAUUUCUCUCUAGCCUUUUCCCACACCUCAUAAUUGAUAUAGAUUAAAAUGAAUUAAAUUUAGGUAUGAAUAAAUGUCGCGCUUAUCAGGACAUGCGUUGGGUUGAAGUUCACUAUAUUCCCUGAUUACAAGGGCAUUCACAUGAGGUGCAAUAUUGCGAAAGAGUUGGCUUUAGUUCACUCUGAUCCCUCAUGACAGAAAGUAGAUAGUGUUGACCUAUUAGUAGUAGUGCGCAAAAACAUCUAUCAUUGAAAGUAAGUAUUUAUAUAACCUUCACUUUUAAUGGAAUGGUCAAGUGCACGCAUACCGGAAAUGUUGAAAGAUCGUUGUCUCUCCGGAGACAAGAUCCAAUGGCCAACUGAAAACUUCUAUUGACACCGGCAAUUAUUCCCGCUGUAACAGUUUCAUGAAUGAUUAGGUUUCUCACAUUUGCCGGUAGAUCUUACCUAUUAUACCAAUGUUAUCAGAUGAAACAAAAGGUGAAAAUUGUCUUGCGAUGAAAUAUUUGUUUUUCACCUCUGAUUUUUACUUAUUUUCAGAAAAAUUGUAAGUUAUCAUAAUUAUUGUAAUAAUUAUUAUUAUUAUCAUCAUCAAAUUAAUUUUAUAUGAAAUUUGCUGUGACAUUGUUCGAAUCAUACCAAUAAAUGCGUAAUUAUGUUAAA